AUGGCUAAGAUGGGCUUUGACAACAUGUGGAUCUUGCUCAUCCAGCAAUGCUUGACAACGGUGCGUUACAAUGUGGUGAGUGGUGGCUUUAAUCUGGGUCCGAUUGUGCCUUCUAGGGGGAUUCGACAAGGUGAUCCAAUCUCACCUUAUUUGUUCUUGAUCUGUGCCAAAGGUUUAUCUGCUAUGAUUCGAAGAUUUGAAGCAACAAAGUGUUUGCAUGGGUGUAGAGUAGCCAAUAGAGCUCCUGUGAUCUCUCAUUUGUUGUUUGCUGAUGAUAGUUACAUUUAUUGCAAGGCAACUGAUAGAGAAGCUAAUGAAGUGUUUCGGAUCUUGGCUUUGUUUGAGAAAGCAACGGGUCAACAAGUUAAAUAUGCCAAGUCUUUUGUGUUCUUUUCAACCAACACAACAAGUCAAACGAAAACUCUUAUUUGUUCAAAAAUGGGAAUUCAGCCUGCUAGUGAAAAUAGCAAAUGCUUAGGCCUCCCAAGUUUUAUGAACAGGAACAAGAAUGCGGUUCUCAGAUAUCUUAAGGACAAGGUUCGGCAAAGAAUACAAAGCUGGGAUAAUAAGUUCUUGUCUCGUGCAGGAAAAGAAGUCUUAAUUAAAUCUGUGCUUCAGUCGCUGCCUUCAUAUGCUAUGAAUGUUUUCCUAUUAACAGAUGAGAUUUGUAAGGACAUUGAACGCAUGAUGAGUAAAUUCUGGUGGAGAUCUAAGGCGAAUCAAGAUAAUGGAAUUUACUGGAUGAGUUGGAAAAGAUUGGGGAGUGGAAAAGAAGAAGGAGGCAUGGGUUUUAGAUGCCUCAAAGAUUUUAACGUUACUCUUCUUGCCAAGUAA
Molecule: messenger RNA, 834 nt
Organism: Cannabis sativa
Lineage: Eukaryota; Viridiplantae; Streptophyta; Magnoliopsida; Rosales; Cannabaceae
Exons: 1
Coding region: 1-834 (277 amino acids)
Source: RefSeq, a predicted model, not a curated record